AUGCCUGAAGCGCUCGAAUGGACAGACGAAAAGCCUAAGUACAAUGCAAGUGGAAAUGUGACGAAUCCAGAGGCGUGGCUGGAUUUCGAAGUCGCGCCCAUUGACUGGCAGCUCAUCACCGUGAAGGACGCGAAGGGAGAUCUGCCGCGUUCGGCAAUGACCGAUGACUUUGUUCCCAUCAGCACCUUUGUGGCGUCGUCAAGAUCCACCCUCAAGCGCGGCCGAGACCAUGGUACAGACCUUUCGCCGCCUUCUAAGCGCCAAAGGGCUGAGAUACUCACCCAUCCCGUUGAGAUUGACCACGUGCAUCCCCCUGUACUGAACUUUGGAGCGACGUGGGCGGACAAUAGCUGUGCGUACGACGCCGUCGCUACCCUGAUGGCAUGGGUCACGGCUGAAGCUCCUGAAGAGUGGCUUCCGCGACUGAAGUGCUGGGGGAGCGAUGGCGCCUCUAUUCUAUACAGCGCCCUAGAUGCGCAUUUGAGCAUGACCCUCGCAGCCAGCUUGGACGUGACCGCUAUCAGAGACUCCGUGCGCGCCUUCUUACACGUUACCGCCCCAGCUACGUUCGUCCCGGGUCAGUACACUGUUCUUCACUCUGUCCUCACUCAUCUGUUCAACGUGAACAGAUGUGUCGCUAUUACGACGACGCAAUGCAAGAAGAGCCAGACGCAUGACUUGCAUGGCGCAGUUGGUCCGCGCAUGAGAUCCUCAACGGCGCCUGUGUUUGAGAUUGAGGCUCAGUACGCACGGGAUGUCGGUAAGUGGUUCAGAGGGUCUGACGCUCGAGAUGUUUGGCCCCUGCCUUUGCGGUUUGUGCCUGGUCUCAACACCGCUGUCGCUAUCCCUCCUUUGGCCGAUGAUGACUUUAACCGGUACAUCCGCGCCCUUGUCCUCCCCAGCGACUGGACGAAGGAUACGAUUGCGAUGGUCAGGCUUCUGGCCGCCAUUGCGCCCCGCAACCUGACCUCCAUCGUCUUCGGAAGAAACGGGCGUGCCGCCUGGUACGUCGACAUGAAGACAAUGUGGACGUCGCCUACUAUGGACGACUUGAUGGCACCUGUUCUGACUCUGACGGUCUUCAACGCUCCUCGGGAAGGUCUUCAUUUCCUCUUUGGCCGUGUUCCUUCGUCUGUUGGGAGACCGAUGUCCGCUCUACUCAAGGCCGUGCACAUCAAGGCGUCUGCCAUCGUCACCGAUAACUGGAGCGAUCCAACGGAGCCUUUGGGCUGGCGCUCAGAGGAAGACGACGAGGAUUCACGCGUAGUUAUGGUUGCCGAUACUCUGGAGAUCGAUUUAAGAGAGGGAAUCCGAGAUCUCGUGAAGUUCAUCUACUUCCCCUCGCUUGUUCACCUCACGCUGUACACGGGGCGCCUUCGCUCUGGAGAAUGGCAGACGGUCGAGCGCCUCCUCUCGGACUCUGCCUCUCAAUUGCGGACUCUCCGCCUGUAUAAGGGGAGUUACACAGAGAGCGACACGAACUUCACCAACUUCUACUGUCAUUUGACUGGACUUUCUACGGUCAUUGUACAUUGGGCGCUCGUCUCACACCUUGAAGGGAUCCACGGGCUUAUUUUUCCCGGUCAAGUCGAGCUUAUUGUAGAGAAGUACGACGCAAACACGGCCGAGGAAGAGGAGUACGAGCGCGCAGCACCUGUGCUACAUUUGCCUCAUUGGCGCCGCGUGGCUUUCAAGUACAUGCUACCCGACGGCUCUGGCUCUCAGGCACUGCAAACACAGCGUCUGACGCAGCUUCGGAACAAAGCUGGCGUUCCGUGGAUUGUCUUUACUGUAUUCGAACCGCGCUUCUGCCCUGAUUUCCGCCUUGAUGUCAUCAUGUCGCUUCUGGGUCACGCGGUCGUGGGAGGCACGAAGCUCGCUCGCACACUCCGCUCGAGUGACUACUCCAUCAGCGAAGAGGACAUCAGAAACCGCUCUUAUCCUAGGGACAACAUCGCUGCCUUUCGGCGCCGGGAGGUCUUGGCGAACGAACUAGAACAAUCACUUGCUGAGUGCAUUGCCGAGCUCGCCAAACUCGCUGAACUCAAAAAUGCUCUUACGAUGCGCCUUCGCGACCUGAGAGCUCUGCUUUCCCCUAUUCGUCGGCUCGGUGACGACGACUUAUCGUGCAUUUUCAAUCAUCUGGCGCUCGCACUCGACAACCCCUCCGAUCGUGCCGCUUCCUUCGCUAGAACGAUAUGCAAAGUGUGCUUCAGGUGGAACUCUGUCGCACGUAGGAUGGUGAAUGUCUGGACGUAUCUGAGCCUACAGCACAAUCGCCUACCGCCUACUACCCGACGCUCCUCACGCACCAGUCGAUGGGCCCACUUUUCCUAUCAGGCAUCUCUCUUCAGCAAUGCGUCUAUCCAUGUCAAAUGGGACCAUCUUAGCGGCUUCGACGAGCUCUCGCACUUUGCAAGCAAAUGCAAGGGUCGUCUGGCCUCGCUUGUGGUUUACAUGCCUUGGACCGACGUCGACGUUCUUGCCAAGGACGGGUUCUGCUCUCUUCGCCGCCUUGACCUCGUUCUAUUCCACUCUCAGUGUCUGGGGCUUGCCGCGUUGGGGUCGAUGCUGCGUCUAGAGCAUCUCGUCCUCAGCGGCGAUGGCCCAAGCAGCGGCGCCGACCUCGAGAACACAUUCUUCUGCCUCCCUUCCCUCCGCCACUUGAGCAUCGACAUCGAUCCUCCUUUGCCUUCCUCAUUCAUCGCGCUCUCCCUCGCUGGCUCAUCUCUUUACCUGGCGACUCUGCACAUUAGGACGGGCCUUUCUAUUGAUUGCCCUCCGACGGCGGCGCAUCCCAUUCAACUCCCAUCCCUCGUCGACCUCCUCCUCGAGCGCAGCGCAUGCGCAUUGAUUUGGAGCUUACGGACCUCUGGUCUCAAGGCUCUGGACCUCCGCAACGUCGAUGUGUCCGAGGACUUCGAUGGUUCCUUAUUCAAGGGGCUGCAUGCUAUGCUCGCCACGGCAGAAGAUACGUCACAGUUGAACGCGUUGUCGCUUUCCAACGUUUCGACUUCUCUCGACCGGGAGAAGGCAGCUAUCCGGCCGUGUCUACUGCAGUUGGCCAACGUCACUACGAUCUUCGUCGCACCCGGACGGUCUUCCAACGGACUUUGGGACAUCGCAGAUAUAUUCGCGCAUAUGCUCACCGUAGGCCCGAAGAACCUGAAGGCGUUAGAGCUUACAGCCAUUGAGUUGAUAGAGCCCCAAAUUGAUCUCGGUGGCUGCCGUAUACGGAAGAGCUCGACGAGAGCGGUCCCGACAAACAGCGAUGUGAGCCCUACGCAACUGCCGGAUGCAUCCGCGCACUCAGACGGUGUUUUCUACAUGGGCGUCGAUGGUCUUUGGCGACGGGCUGCGCGUCAACACUCAUCGACUUUCUCUGCCAUGGGCGUAGUCUACGCCUGCACGAGCGUACGACCCACUCCUUUUGCUUGCGCCCUUGAACGCUUCCGCAAUGUCUUACUUCGGAUGGGCUUGGGGUCCUACCUAGACUCUUCAGGACCGCGUCUCAUUCGACGGCACGCCCUUCUCAUUACGACUUAUAUAACCAUUGCUGAACAUCCGGCGGCCAUACGGAAGUUGGAAAAAGGCCAUCAAACGGUUCACGUUCGGAGCGCCUCCGAUUACCGCUGUAUGGCAAUGAAAGCCUCAGUAAUCGCCCCCUUCGUGCGUGAGCUCGUCAUCCAUCACCACGAACUCUUGGCGGUGGGCCCUGCCUUCACAAAAGUCCAUACCAUCGACUGGUGCACCAAAAGCGCUCCCUCCCGCUCCGUGGACAUUCAACAACGCCUUCCACGCUUUCUGUCGCAAUUCCCAAGUGUUGUGCACCUUCACAUGAGCGCCAGGCCGUAUGGCCUUCGCGACGUCGACAUUGGGCUUCAACGCGCGAGUCCGGGACUUCGCAGCCUAACUAUAUCGCUCAAGACCAUCUCUUCACCUUUCUUCUUGGCCGAGAGUGUCGCGGCCUACCCCGACUUGCGGCAGUUAACCAUUUCUCAUCACUUCUUCGCGCAGUUCUCCACAUUCUCCGCCGAGUACUUUCGACGGAAUGCGCCCGGGAUCACAACUCUGAACUUUAUGCAGGGUCUAUCCUGGGCAUCGUUGAACGACCUCUUGUCCGUCACGCCUCCAAUGGUGACGGAGCUCGGACUAGGCCUGUUCCCCGCGAACGCGUACAUGAAACCUCUAGCUAACACGGCGGCGGACACACUUCGGCGCUUGCGCGUUCUCAAAGUGGACAUGAGACGUGGGAAUGACAACAAGCGACGCGAAUGGCACAGUCUCGCCGAUUUCUUGCAUACGGAGCGAGAGAAGGGCAACCUCGCUGCGCUGCAGAAGCUGCGGAUCAGGGUGAUGACGAAGCGGAUGUCCGCUGUUGCGCUGGCUGGGAACUGGUGCUUCGCGCUUUUCGAUUCGGGGGAUGGCCUAAACAUGAUAGACUGGCACGUCUGGGUUCACCAGGCGCUGGGGAAGACGUGCUCGUUGGAGAUAGUUGUCAUCGUCGACUUUGCCCUCAACGGGAAAAGGGCGGACGACCUCCUGGACGCCCGCGAACCUAAGAAGGACAGCUGGUUCGAGACAGCCGAUCUCAAACGACCUCGUUCUACCUCAGGCGAGUAA
Molecule: messenger RNA, 4623 nt
Organism: Schizophyllum commune H4-8
Lineage: Eukaryota; Fungi; Basidiomycota; Agaricomycetes; Agaricales; Schizophyllaceae
Exons: 13
Coding region: 1-4623 (1540 amino acids)
Source: RefSeq, a predicted model, not a curated record